Molecule: messenger RNA, 2094 nt
Organism: Nannospalax galili (Upper Galilee mountains blind mole rat)
Lineage: Eukaryota; Metazoa; Chordata; Mammalia; Rodentia; Spalacidae
Product: disintegrin and metalloproteinase domain-containing protein 25-like
Exons: 2
Coding region: 1-2094 (697 amino acids)
Biological process (GO): proteolysis; male gonad development
Cellular component (GO): plasma membrane; external side of plasma membrane; sperm head plasma membrane
Molecular function (GO): metalloendopeptidase activity
Source: RefSeq, a predicted model, not a curated record
AUGGAAGCGUGGGAGGCCCUGGUGCAUCUGAGGAUCAGUAUCCUGCCUCUGUGGCUGGAAUUUACUCUGUUCCUUUAUGGAUGGCCACAGAUUGGGCGAUUGCAGUACCACAGCCCCCAAGAAGUGGUGAUACCCUUGAGGGUCACUGGAGCUAGUAGAGCAAUGGCAGCUUCAGGCUGGCUCUCCUAUAGCCUGCACUUUAGGGGCCAGAAACACAUUGUCCACAUGAAAGCCAAGAAGCAUUUGGUGUCCAGAGCCCUCACUGUGUUCACCUACACUGACCAAGGUGCUCUUCUUGAAGACCAGCCUUUUGUCCAGAAUGACUGUUACUACCAUGGUUAUGUGGAAGGAGACCCAGAAUCUAUGGUUAGUCUUAGCACUUGCUUAGGAAGCUUUCAAGGAAUAUUGCAGAUGAAUGGAAUUGCUUAUGAAAUCAAGCCCAAAAGGCUUUCUGCCACAUUUGAGCAUCUAGUAUAUAAGAUGGACUGGGAAGACACAAAAUAUGCACCUAUGAAAUAUAGAUUAACAGAAGGAAAAAUAGCAGAACAACAGAAGUUUCAAGGGAAUGAUGAUUCCACUCAAAUGCGAAGUUCAUACACUGAAUGGUGGCUCCACCAAUGGUUUCUUGAACUGGCAAUUGUGGUAGAUCAUGGAAGAUUCAUUUUUAGGAAUAGUAAUUUAUCAAUUGUGGAGAUGGAUGUAGUCAUGGGUGUCAGUUUAGUAGAUGACAUUUAUAGCUUAGUUGGUCUUGAUGUGGUACUCAUUGCAAUUGAAGUCUGGAAUACAAGAAACCACUAUACAGUAUCUUCCACAUAUGAUAUGAUGGUACAGUUUUGCAAAUGGAAGAAAUACAGCUUCAAUAAACGUGUAUCCCAUGAUGCUGCACAUAUUAUUAUGAAACAAGAUUUUUGUAAUGACACUCUUGCAACGACAUAUUUUUCAGGACUAUGUAAUACAAAUAAGAAUUGUGGAGUAGAGUGCAUUAUGGAUGAUAGCCUGGCUUCGUUUAGGACGUAUAUGACACAUGAGAUUGGCCGAGCAUUGGGGAUGAUGAAUGAUGAUGGUAGAUAUUGUACAUGUGGUAAAAACAUAUGCAUAAUGAACAAACACCUAUUACCCUCAGAGGCAUUCAGCAACUGUAGUUAUAAUGACUUUUUACACACUACUUUCACAAAGACUUGUUUGCACAAUAUCCCAAAUCCAGUGAACGUUAUCACAAGGGAGCGCUGUGGGAAUGGAGUGAUUGAAGAUGAAGAGGAGUGUGACUGUGUUUCUAUAAAAUUGUGUGCAAAAGACAUAUGUUGUUCUGAAAACUGCACUCUGGUCUCUGGGGCAGCUUGUGCCUCUGGGCUUUGUUGUGAAAACUGCCAGUUGAUGACAUCAGGCACAGAGUGUAGAAAACCAGACAAUCAAUGCGAUCUGCCAGAAUGGUGUAAUGGAACCUCCAGUGAGUGUGCAGAAGAUAUGUAUGUGGAGGAUGGGACCCAAUGUCUGGGCAAUGGUAUCUGUUUUCAGAAAAGAUGCAAUGACCGUAAUGAGCAAUGCAGGAAACUUUUUGGUAAAGGAGCCAAGAGCGCAAAUCAGAAAUGCUAUCUAGCAAUGAACACCAAAGGUGAUCAUUUUGGUCACUGUGGUAUGGAUGGUACUAAGUAUGUAAGAUGCAGCCAGUCAGAUGUUCUCUGUGGGAGAGUUCAGUGUGAGAACGUGACAGAAAUGCCUCAUUUGCAAAGUCAUACUACUGUGCUCUCAUCUCAUGUUGAAGAAUAUACCUGCUGGAGUACUGACUAUCAUUUUGGAAUGAGCAUAUCUGAUAUGGGGGAUGUGAAGGAUGGUACAGAGUGUGGUCCAAUCCUUAUGUGUUUGAAAAGGAAGUGUGACACUGAGCCAUCAUGGAAAAAAUCUUGCAUGCCAAUAUUCUGCAAUAAAAGGGGAAUUUGUAACAACAAACAUCACUGCCACUGCAACAAGGAUUGGGCCCCACCCAACUGCCUGAAUGCAGGCAAUGGAGAGAAUGAAAGAUAUGAGGAAAAAAGGAAAACUGUACAUUUAUCUACGAAAAAAAUGUUCUGUCACCUGAGAAACCUGUCGGAAUAG